AUGUGGCAAGAAGCACGAAAGCACGAACGACACAUUCGUUCAGUUUUGGUGGACUACCGAAAAAGAGCCGAGCGCCGACUCAAUUUUUAUUCUCAGAUUCGACAAGACCCUAUCAAAUUCCUGAGGGUGUAUGGUACGCCUGCGAAAAUAAACCUAGAUGUGGAGGUGCGAAAGGCAGCAGAGAAUCCUAAUAACAUGAUGCCAUGGACUGGCGACCCAUCCAUCAUGAUAGAUCGCUUCGAUGCCAGAGCGAACCUUGAAACCUAUUCCUCCGCAAAACCUACCGAAAUCAAGCUCUCUACUGCGGAAAAAAUCGAGGAACGCCUCUGCAAUUAUGAACGUUACAGAUGCCUUGCGCAUAACGAUUUCCUAGAAGUGACGGAGUCAAUGGCUCUCAAGCAAAUUGAACGGGAGGAAAAGUAUGGUGAUACCUUGCAGAGGAAACACGACGACGAUUCUAAGGACAAAAAGCCAUCGGAACCCAAAGCUGCCAUUGGAUUUACCUACGAAGAUGGUGAGAUCGUUAGUGGCAGGUCGUCGGCACCUCCACCGUCGAAAAGAGCGCCAGCUGCUGAAUCCGGGUCAGAGGAUUCCGAUAUGGACAGCGAUAUGGAUAUUGACGUUGAAUUAGACCUGGAGUCUCUGACAGCUGAGCAACGCCAGGAGCUGAUCGAUCAUUCUCACACGUACGGAAUGAAGCGUUCCGACUUCAUUCGUCUUCUCGAUGCCGACCAGGUUCUUGAGACGGAACUCCGUAUGGCCAAACUGCUGGAAGAGGAGAAGUCGCAACACCUAAGAAAACCCAGACGAAGACCUCACCCCCGAGUUCGGCAACCGUUUGAUAAGUAUUCAGCUCCUGUUCAUGGACCGAAGUAUGUGAGCACCAAGUCCUCCUCCCUUAAUCUUUGUGACGUCCCUUGGCCCCUUCAGUCCCCUGGAGUUAUUCUGUUCCGUAAGGUGUACCUGUCCGGUGCGUCGUCGGACUCGGAGAGCUACGGGUCGCCCUCGUCGGAGGAAGAUGAGCGGCUACGGGACCGCGCCCGCCGCUACCGCAACACCCCGACGAGCCAGCUUGCGCGCACCAAACCGGCCCUCUUCGAGUCAAAGCGUCCGGCCGUGCUGAUUGGCGGCCUCACUCUGGUUGCCUUCUGUGAUCCGAAGAAACGCCGCAGGCGGUUUCGAGAAAGACCCAGGCGGAAGUACGGCGAAGGGGCUGGCAGUCGGUCGAGAUCGUCUUCGAGUUCAGGGGAUUCCCGUGGCUCGAGCAACCGACCCCACCGAAGUUCCAAGCGCUCCAAAGUGGAGUACAUCACGACCUUCGGCGAAGGCGAUGACGAAGACGACCAGGACGUCGGCAGGGGUCUUUCGCCUUCCAAGUUCCCGGGCUGCGCUCCCUCCUCAUCUGGACGUCCUAGCGACACUGCCUCCAAACUCGCGGCUUCCGUUGUCUCCUCGUUGUUUAAGGAUUCAGCCUCAGCUGGUCAUAAGUCCGCAACGCCAUCAGCUUCGGCUGCUUUCGAAGGCUCCCCUCCUCCUCCUCUCUCCGUCGUCGAAGUUCUUCCUCAAGGUCGUCGUCUCCAUCCAAGCGUCGAUAUUCACGUCGACCUAGACGCUCGUCCUCACGGUCCUCCACCAGGUGCUACCGUCGUCGUUCGUCUUCGUCCUCCUCUCGGUCCACGUCACCGGGCUGAGGCGGCGCCGAUAAAGCGCUACUACCGACGUGACUUGGAAUCGGACGACGACAAGAACAAGCUGUCGUCGUCGUCGUCGUCUGACUCGGACAGCGAGCACAAGCCCUCUUCGUCGUCUGCCAACUGCGCCUCAACGAGUUACUACGCACAACGCCGCUCCACCGCCACGGAACCGGACGGCCGACGAAGAUACCUUGACAGCCAGGACGAGACGAGUGAUUUUCUCUCCGGGGGUAAGAGAACAGCCUCAUCUUCCUACCAACACCCGGUCGAUCGAUAUUCCAAUCCUCCUAACCCCCACACCACUUCUUCUUCUUCCUCCAUGAGCAAAGUCAGUUCUGUUGUCGUCUUUCGCUUGUUUUCCACCCAGCUCCUCUGGCCUGAAACCACUUCCCGUGCACCCGCGACCAAGUCCCUGUCGUCAAAUGCGUCUAAGCUGACUCCCAAGGAGGUGCUGAAGAGGGUAAUGCAGGCUCAAUUGAACAAGACAGUUAACGCCGAAAAGAAGGCCGAACUGGAGCGUUUGGAAAAGCAGGAGCGGGAGCGUAUGGACCGCGAGGAGGGUCUUCGGAAGCUGGCCGCACAGAUGCGUCAACGGGAGAUUGAGAAGCGUCUGGCGGAACGCGGAAUCAGACAGUCCUUCUCGCCCUCGCGCUCCUCCACAAGCCGCAGCUGCUCCCCAACCUCGCCUGUCGUCCCUCCCGCCCUGAGGAAGUCGCCGCCGCUCUCCAGACUCGGUAAUGCUCUUUCCUUUCGCCACUCUCCACUUCCCCAGCCCACACUUGUAGAUCUGCGGAUUCACGUGCGUUGUUCAUUGCCCCCACCAUUCCUCCCAGCACGGGAAGGCUUAAUUCGGCUCCGGCGGGCCCUCGCGUGUGACCCUGCGCCGCCCUCCCUCACCGUUUCGCCGACGCGACUACCAAAAUCGCUACGGCACCUCGCGGCGGUGAACGCUGGGCCUGGCGUGUUCUUCUCCUCCUCCUUCUCCGCCUCCUCUCACUUUUGUACGCGUAUUUUGCCGCCCUACCACCACCCCUCCUGCCCCAUUGCCACCACGUUGCCGCAUACUUGA
Messenger RNA from Mesocestoides corti, 2763 nucleotides. The record is from the annotation of a GenBank genome assembly. NCBI's taxonomy places the organism in Eukaryota, Metazoa, Platyhelminthes, Cestoda, Cyclophyllidea, Mesocestoididae.